AGUGUAUUUACACGCGCGUAUGUGCGGUCGCGUGUGUGUGCGUUUUCGCGUGCAUUUCGUCACAUUGACGUUGUUGUGUGCGACCGACGUAGACCGAACGGGGCAGUGCGUGGGAGAAAGAGCGAGACGGAACCCGCGGCUCGAAAUCACGAAACGGAAAGUGGGAAAAGCCCAUAAGAGUCGUCCCCGGAGCUGCUGAUCUCGUCGCGUCCGGUUUUGUGGCCGGCGAAAUUCUAGUGCGGCGCGAGUGUGUGCAUGAUAAUAAUAUAGAUCGUAAGACAUUAGUGUAAUAAUUUUUGUUUUUUUUUUAGGCAUUUAAUGUUAAUUAUAUGGGAAAAAUGAUUUGUUGAACCGUUCGCCCGCGGUCCACGCGCAUCGAUUUUUAUUACCUAUCGUUUGUCGCGAACGCCUUUGCCUUAUCGUAACGACCGGCGCUCACGUGUGUACGAAAUUGUUUUCCUUUGUCGGCGUAUUUAUUGUUUAUCUUCCCGUUGAAUAAUUUCGAUUUUCACUCGUCCAGCAGCAGCAGCAGCAUCAGCCGGUCGACAGUUACCAGGUCUUUUUUUUCCGGCCACCUAAGAUUAACAAUAUGACCAACACCAAACGCUGUCCGGUAACCGGAUUGUACGUCUUGUAGACGCCACUGCAAAACGUCAUCCGUUCUCCAGAAAACUGUCUGCACUAGUACCUACAUACUGGGACAACUACUACAGUCACCACACAGAUCUAAAAGAGAAGAUAACAAUAAUAAACAAAAAAAAUAAAAAUGGCACAACUAGUCUUAAACUUUAUCGACAGUUACCACGACAUAAUGGACAACAAAAGUGAUCCCAGAGUAAACGGCUGGCCGAUGUUGUCCAGUCCAUUCCCGACGCUGUUUAUUUGUCUGUUCUAUGGCUACUUUGCCAAGACGCUCGGGCCAAGACUGAUGGAAAACCGAAAACCUUUUCAACUUAGAAAAGUUCUCAUAGUUUAUAAUGCAAUACAAACGAUGUUCAGUGCUUGGAUAUUCUAUGAAUAUAUGAUGAGCGGCUGGGGAGGAUCGUACAGUCUAAAAUGUCAGCCGGUCGACUAUUCAUAUAGUCCGAUGGCCUUACGAAUGGCCCAAACUUGCUGGUGGUACUAUAUUUCUAAAUUCACCGAAUUUUUCGACACGUUGUUUUUCAUACUCAGGAAGAAGAACCAACAAGUGUCGACGUUGCAUGUCAUCCACCACGGAUGCAUGCCCAUGAGCGUCUGGAUGGGAAUGAAAUUCGCCCCCGGCGGCCACAGCACUUUCUUUGCGUUGCUCAACACGUUCGUGCACAUCGUUAUGUACUUCUACUACAUGGUGUCGGCGAUGGGACCUAAGUACCAAAAAUACAUUUGGUGGAAAAAGUACCUCACCUCAUUCCAGAUGCUACAGUUUGUAUGCAUUUUCAUCCACCAGUUCCAACUGUUGUUCCGUGAAUGCAACUACCCAAAGAGUUUCAUGGUUUGGAUAGGCCUACACGGCGUCAUGUUCUUGUUCCUGUUCUCAGACUUCUACAAAUCCAAAUACACCAGUGACGGUAAACGGAGACCGGCAAACGACGGAGCUUGUAUGCCGGUGGAGGGAGCGAGUUACAGCAAGUGUUCCUCCAACGAACACGACAACGUCGUGUACUAUUCGAACGGCAUCGUCAACGGUUUCAAAACGACUGAAGACGCCAAAACCAAAUAGUUAUGGGCCGAUACGAUUAAAACGUUCCUAACCGAAUGGAGGAAAACAGCUGGCGGAUAUAUGACACAAUCACCAAUAAUAUAAAGCACACUCAAAACAAAAUAAAAAUAAUGAAACACAAUAUAUAAUAAUAUAAAAAUGAAUUAUUUGAAGAAAAAAAAAUGUCCAUAUAAUAAAAAAAUAUUUAAAACAAAAAAAAUUAAAAAAUUAAAUUUAAAAAAAAAACGAAAAAAAUGUGUAUAACAUGCAGCAGUAAGACUUUUACGCUGUUCGUCUGAGGUAUUAUAUAUAUAACAACAAAUCUAAUACGUAUAAACAAAUAUAACUAAACUAAAACGAUAAUAUUUUGUAUUGAAUGUAUAAUAUGCAAAUUAUGUACAAUAUUGUAUAUUAUACGUAAAUACUUAUAUAUUAUUUGAUUUAAAGAUCCAUUUAGAUUUUCAAUUUUAAUGUAGUGCAUUAUUAUUUUUUUUUUUUUUUAUACGAAUUUGUAAUAAACGGUUUUUUUCCUCAUUGGAACCCAGUAUUAUUCGCGAAUUGGUGUGAAAAUGUGUGCAAUGCUUGAAGUACUUAUAUAUUGUUAUCGGUAGGUAAAUUUCGGGGGAUGGGUAUAAGUAUAUUGUGUAUGUCUAGAGCAUCGAAUAACCUUUUUUUUUUUUUUAAGUAACUCAUACACUUUGUUAUGAUAUAUAUAUAUUAUAUACUUAACGUUCGAAUUAUAUAUACCCAUCCCGGUGGAAUUCUCUCUCUUGUUUUCACUCGAAAUAUAAUAAAUACGAAUCAAUAAA
Messenger RNA from Metopolophium dirhodum (rose-grain aphid), 2490 nucleotides. RefSeq names its product elongation of very long chain fatty acids protein AAEL008004. The transcript has 9 exons. Gene Ontology annotation, cellular component: endoplasmic reticulum membrane. Gene Ontology annotation, biological process: fatty acid elongation, monounsaturated fatty acid; fatty acid elongation, polyunsaturated fatty acid; sphingolipid biosynthetic process. NCBI's taxonomy places the organism in Eukaryota, Metazoa, Arthropoda, Insecta, Hemiptera, Aphididae. Bases 767 to 1702 code for a protein of 311 amino acids. Gene Ontology annotation, molecular function: fatty acid elongase activity. The record is from RefSeq and is a predicted model, not a curated record.